Messenger RNA from Lottia gigantea (owl limpet), 1456 nucleotides. RefSeq lists its product as hypothetical. The transcript has 8 exons. Bases 15 to 758 code for a protein of 247 amino acids. Gene Ontology annotation, cellular component: sarcoglycan complex. The record is from RefSeq and is a predicted model, not a curated record. Lineage: Eukaryota; Metazoa; Mollusca; Gastropoda; Lottiidae.
AAAACUUUGUAAAAAUGAAUUUCACAAUGGAUAAGAACUAUAUGAACUAUACCAACGUAACAAUAGUACCAAUAUUGGAACUGGAAACUAUUCUACCAACUGACAGUUAUAUACCAAUAACAGACCAUUAUUUACCACCGAGUCGCUGUGGCAAUGAAAAAUGUCGUGAAUUUUUUAUGGAGUUUAUUUAUAUUUGUGUUAUACCAACCUCUGUAUUAAUCUUUUUGGCCUUUAUCUUAUCUUUAUGUUUCUGUUGCUCUCAUUCUAAAAGAUCAAAGAAGACUAUAUCUGUAGAAGAACAGCAAAGAUAUGACACAAUAAGAAGAGCAUCUAAAGCAUUAAGACGUAUGUCAUAUACUAGAGAUACACCGUUAUUAGAGUAUGAGAAAUAUGGUACUAUGACAUUAGAUAGAUCUGAUAAAUAUAGACAUGGUUUUAGAUCCAGAGAUUCCUGUUACUCAGCUCCAGGAACAUUACAGAAACAUAGAAAUCGCCAGUCAGCUUACAGUAGUCAGCAAUCAUUACCCCCACCUCCUGUCUAUAGAUUACCACCCCAAUAUUCUACUGAUGAUCCUAGAUAUAUAGAAUUACCAUACCAAUAUUCUACUGAUGAUCCCAGAUAUAUAGAAUUACCACCCCAAUAUUCUACUGAUGAUCCCAGAUAUAUAGAUGAAAAUAAUAUACCAAUGGUUGAAUUUGAAAAUGGUUUACGAGAUCAUCAGGCACCUCAUGCUGCUACCAAUAAUGGCUUCAUAUAACCAUAAUGGUAGAUCAUUUUCACCAUGAAACAAUUUUGGCUUAAAUUAUUUUUGUAUCUACUGUAUUAUGUAGGUUUAUGUUCUAAAAGCACUCAGUGAAUGUUAACAGUAAGUUCAACCCGAAUUGACUAACACUCAUUUCAUGCUGCUGAUGUGUUAAGACGUUUUAGAUACUCAAUCCUUCAUCAGGACAGAUAGUUUUGGUAUUUGUGGUGUAACUUUCCUAAAUUGAAUCGAGCAAGUCAGGUGAUUCACUGAAAAGUGACUUUUUUUGUGUAAACAGGACCCAGGCCUGGUAUUCUCAAAACGAUCUUAGCUCUGGGAUGUCCGAGAGUCUGAACUUUUAACACUGUUUUUAGGACGCCCUAGCACUAAGAGUGUUUUUAGAAACACCACAUUUUUCAUUGUCAUAAGCCAGGAGUAGCCAUAAAAUUUAUUAAUAUAAUCAUCACUCUAAAUGUUGCAAUAAGGACUCAAAGUAGUAGAAGUAAAAUCACUAGACCAUUGCUUUUUAUCAUCCAAAAAUAUAAAUAUUGUCAGUUGUUUAAAUGUUGUUUUAAAUAAAAAUAAAAAAUACACGUAAUUAAUAUUUAACUAAUUACCUACAUGAGUAAUGACAAUUUUUUUGAUAUUUUUAAAAGUUUAUUCCUUCAUGCACUGCAGUUUAAGAAAUAGGCAUAAAUUUGAAUGUUCAUAAU